AUAGCUAACACUAGUGAAUAUGAUCUCUUGAACUAGUUCAUGAUCUCUCCACUAGUCACUUUGGGGUCAUGCACCUUCACCUGGGCAGGGCAGAUGACUGAGAGCAUGAACUUUGAGUCUUGAGAGAGAUGUUCUAGCGAUGUCUGACAAAGAUGGCAUGGAAAGUCCGAAAGCAGGUGCCUCCCAGAGUGAUGAGAAUAGACAGAGCGUGGAAGGAGCUGGAUCCGUGGAGAGCAGCCGUAGGGAAGAGGGUGAACCUGUGACUUUGACUCGGAAAAGACCUGAAGCCAAACCCUCCAGCGAGCCUCUUCCUGCAGAAGAGCCGGGGGAUCACGUCCACAAAGGCUCUGACUCCACUGGCGCGUAUCAGACAGGAUGGAGAUACUGGGGGAGCUGGGGGAAGACGUUUCUUUCCACGGCCUCUGCCACAGUAGCUACCGUAGGACACGGCAUUUCGAAUGUCCUCGAAAAAGCAGAGACGUCCCUUGGGAUCCCCAGCCCUAGUGAAAUCACAUCAGAGGGCAGAGUUGUGGCAGGAGGGAGCCAGAGUUCUGAAGCAAGCAGUUCAGCCACAGUCGAUGACGGCAGUUCCUCGCCCAUCAGUGGAACUUUUGGAGUUUUAUCCACUCUCUCUACAGCUGUUCAAAGCACAGGGAAGAGUGUUAUUAGUGGAGGUUUGGAUGCCUUGGAAUUCAUUGGGAAGAAGACAAUGGAUGUGAUAGCUGAAGGGGACCCUGGAUUCAAGAAAACAAAGGGUUUCAUGAGCAGGAAUUCCACACUAUCACAGGUCCUGCGAGAGGCAAAGGAGAAAGAAGAGCAGCGGACAGCUACCGAGGUUACCAUGGCUACUGAGAAGAAAGCCCAUUAUGGGUUACUCUUUGAUGAGUUUCAGGGUCUUUCACAUCUGGAAGCUUUGGAGAUGCUUUCCAGAGAGAGUGAUUCAAAGGUGAAGUCGGUUAUAAACGCUCUCUCCGGAGAAGAGUUAGAGGUGUUAAAAGGGGAGCUGGAGCAGCUCAAAGAAGCAUUUUCACUAGCUGAAUUUUAUGAUGAUGAAGAGGAAGAAAAGAAGGGAGAUGAAGAUUUCACAAAGGAAAUAACUUCACUGUUCUCCGAGCUGCACGUCUCCACAAAGCCGGACAAACUAGCCACGGCAAGGAAAUCUGCCCAUGAAUGGAUUGAAAAACUCAACAGCAGAGCUCCAAGAGAGGAGGAAAAGAGUGAAGAAAACCCACCGUUGGAUUCCGGGGAUGCUGAGCAGGACGUUAAAAUAUCAGUAGAGGAUAUUCAUGCGUUUGCCAUUAGAAGUCUGGCUGAGCUGACCGCCUACGCCAUUGAAAUGUUCCACAAAACUGCAGCCUUGGUCCUCCAUGGUCAGCAGCAAGAGGUGUCAGCCCCUGGCCGAGCCAAAGCCCUUUCCCAAAUGACUAUUGUGCUGUGUAAGGAAUUGUCUUGUCUAGCUAAGGAGUUCACUACGUGCUUAACGACGGCUGGGGUCAAAGAGAAGGCUGAUGUGCUUAACCCCUUAAUCACCGGAGUGUUUUUGGAGGCUUCGAACAGCGCGUCAUAUAUCCAAGAUGCUUUUCAACUACUCCUGCCGGUGCUACAGAUCUCUCUUAUCCAGGCUCGAACUGAAUUAUCACAGCAGUAACUGAAUCCCGCUAAUCGAGCAGAAACCAGAUCUGCCCGCUCAGUCGUUCUCUUGCCUGGGAAUGGGGUUGGGACAGAAAAUAAACAAAGCUUUGGUCACUGUCACUACACGGUUGGGAUGAUAAAAUACUGACUGGCCAGGUCUUAGCUGUACAAUUUGUCAAAAGACGUGAGGAUGCUGUUCUCGUAGUCUGGGCAAUCUGUCAGGUUAAAAGUGCAGGUGGUUUCUUAGGGUAUGUCUGCAUUUAAACCGCUACAGCAGUGUAUCUCCAGCUUUGUAAUACAUGAGCAUAGCUACUUCCUACGCUGAUAGUAGGGCUUUUCCCAUCAGUCUCCUCCCCAAGAGGCACUAGCUAGGUCGAUGAAGAAUUCUUCCAUCAACCUAGCUACGUUUCUAGGGGUGUGAAAAAUCCACACUCCCAAGAGCCAUAGCUGUGCUGAUGUAAAUUCCCAGUAGAGACCAACCCUUAGUUUGGCUGACUAACCAGUCACUUUUCUCUCUACUCUGAGUAUGUUAAUGAGCUCUUUCAGGAAGGGCUAUUUUGAAGAAAAGUGAAGCUAAAUCACUCCAGAGGAAAGAUUAGGGUAGCUGCUUAAGGGAUAACUCCAGGAGAGUUUGAAUUUCGAGACACAUGCUUAUAUUCCUGCUAAGUGUGUGCUGGAUAUGGGAUACAACAAGGAUCAGGGUCUCAAGAAUGAUUUUGGCUUUGAAAAAACAGAAUCUAAGGCCUUGAAGCUCUGUAUAUAUAAAAGCAGCUGGUUGGUGAAGGGUGCUAAUCUCUUACUUACACCUCCUGUGCCUUGUACUGAGUGCUUGGAUGGGACCUGGAAAUAUUGUCUAAGACUAUCUUGCAAGAUGUUUGCUUGGGGAAAAGAGUUGCAGAAAGGGGGUUACAGGUAGGCCUAUGAGUGAGAAGAGAGCUGUAACGGAGCUGGUUUGUCCAGAAAAACAGGGUGCAUGGCCCUGUAGAAAUACGUGAAAAGCAAUCAGAUGGGAUGGGUUCCUUUUCAAAUGAUUAAGUGAGCAGAGCAUUUCGUGUUCCCUGUCAGUGCAACGCGACACGUUUGUCACUGUGUGUGUGAAUUGUCAUUUGUCACGUACCACUGAAGGGCUUGCUCAGGCAAUUGUGUAAAAUGACACACUGCCCUGUUUCCUGUCACAGUCAGAGGCUAUUAGACCACGCCAGAGAAAACAGUUUGGCAUUGGCCCUGGGACGCCUUGUCUGCCCCAGUAGUGGCUAUUCUACACAAAGUGUCGUUUUUGUUGUGCUUUCAUAGACCUUUCUUAUUCUGUUAGUUUUUUGCACUCCUUGCUGGAUGGAAACUGCCUCUUCUGCACCAAGCGGGAAAGAGAGAGGUGGCUUAAAUGGAAUAAGAAAGGAGGCUAAGGAGAGGAGAUUGUCAGACCUGCCUUCCUCAACGUUGGCUUCUCACGAACGAUGCAUCUCUAGUCCCAGCCGUAGACUUCUCCAGGUUUUAGCAGGUCUUGCAAAUCUCUACUCGUGGGGUUUGUGCUUCCCUGGUCUCUGUUCCUCUGAUGGUUGGAGAUGGUUGGUUGGUGUGUUAACUCUGGAAUCAGCCGUUUGCUACGAGCUUCUCCUAUUUUGUAUAGUUGGACAAGCCCUUGCUUCAGCUUUGGUUGAACGAUCAAAUCUGUGGAUGUAUUGACUUGUCUAAUAAUAAAGCCCUCUAUAGAAUAAGUGUUCAAUCUU
This is a messenger RNA of Pelodiscus sinensis (Chinese soft-shelled turtle), 3359 nucleotides long. Lineage: Eukaryota; Metazoa; Chordata; Testudines; Trionychidae. The record is from RefSeq and is a predicted model, not a curated record.